Oryctolagus cuniculus (rabbit) is the source of this 2814-nucleotide messenger RNA. The record is from RefSeq and is a predicted model, not a curated record. Lineage: Eukaryota; Metazoa; Chordata; Mammalia; Lagomorpha; Leporidae.
ACUCAAAUACUAUAGUAACAGGGGACUGCGAUACCCCACUUUUGGCACUGGACAGAUCAACCAGACAGAAAAUCAACAAAGAAACAACAGAGCUAAUUGACACUAUAGACCAAAUAGACCUAGUAGAUAUCUACAGAGCCUUCUACCCCACAACCACAGAGUACAUAUAUUUCUCCCUGGUGCACAGAACUUUCUCUAGGAUUGACCAUAUGCUAUGCCAAAAGAGGAGUCUCAGUAAAUUCAAAAAAAUUGAAAUCAUACCAUGCAUCCUCUCAGACAACAAUGCAAUGAAGCUGGAAAUCAACAACUCAAGAAUCGCUGCAUCAUAUGCAAACACAUGGAGAAUGAACAACAUGAUUCUGAAUGAGCAGUGGGUCAUAGAAGAAAUCAAAUGAGAAAUCAAAAAAUUUCUAGAAACAAAUGAAAAUGACAAUAGAACAUCAAAAUUUGUGGGAUACAGCAAAAGCAGUGUUAAGAGGAAGGUUUACAGCAAUUGGUGUCUACAUCAAGAAACUGGAAAGGCACCAAAUAAAUGAACUCUCCACACACCUCAAGGAUCUAGAACAACAACAGCAAACCAAACCCAAAUCCAGUAGAAGAACACAAGUCUUCUUCCAACCAUGGUGGUACUAUGGAGGCACAGCCAGCCUCCAGCAUUCCACGAGGACCCUAUCCUUCACAUCCACAUGGAGAAACGUGCACACUGCCUGAGUGAGCACUUGUUGCUGGCUUUCUUUGCAAUCCAAUGUCUUUGCCAUGGUCUUUGUUGGCAGAUAAACCCUGCGCUUGGGGAUGCUAAGUCAGGUGAUCCUACUGCCCUGUUGUGCUCCUCAUUCUCACUGGUUCUAUUUCUGCAGGUUACACCAAUAUGGCGGAGUUCUCGUGGUCCCCUCCCACUCUACUAUCUGCAUCCUUGACCUCGGUUAUGUCACAUCAGGACUGGGGUGUUUUAUCCAAGGAUGAGGCUGUGAAGAUUGAGAAAGACUUAGAAGAUGGGAACUUGCUGAAGGUGGUCUCUGACAUGAGGCGGCCUCUGGAGCUGGUGUCCCAGACGCCAGUCAACAUCGCGGUGACAGGAGAAUCUGGCAAUGGCAUGUCCACCUUCAUCAAUGCGCUUCGUGAGAUAGGACACGAGGAGGAGGCCUCAGCACCCACGGGGGUGGUCACAACUACCGAAACCCGUGCUGCCUAUUCAUCCCCCCUGUUUCCAAAGGCUGUGCUGUGGGACCUGCCUGGCACAGGGGUGGCUACUGAUACCUUGCAGGAGUAUCAUGUGGAAAUGCAGUUCAGCCAGUACGACCUCUUCAUCAUCAUCGCGUCCCAGCAGUUCAGCAUGAAUCACGUGAUGCUCGCCAAAACCAUCGCGGACAUGGGAAAGAAGUUCUACAUUGUCUGGACCAAGCUGGACCUGGACCUCAGCUCAAGCACCCUCCCAGGGUGUGAGCUACAACAGACCAUCAAAAACCACAUCUUGAGAAGUCUCCAGAAGCAGCGAGUGUGCGAACCCCCCAUAUUCCUGGUUUCCAGCCUUAAACCUUCUUCACACGACUUCCCAGGUCUCAGAGACACAUUGCAAAGGGACCUGUCCCGAGUCAGAUGCGAUGGCCCUCUUCAACACCUCAUGCAUGCCUGCGAGAAGAUCAUCAGCCACAGAGUGGCCUCCAUGCAGUGGAAAAUUACUCUACAACCUCUGCAAGGCUUCCUGGGCUUCUGGUAUGCAGAUGACUUGGCCGAGUGUCUGGAAGCCUACCGAUCAGUGUUUGGUGUAAACGGUGAAACUCUCAGGGGGUAUGAGCAGAGCAAGAGGAGCACGCUCACAAACUACAGGAGCGUCAUGAGGUCCCACGAUGUGCAGCGUGUCCGCUGGAGGGACUGGAAACUCUGGGCCAUGACCUUUGUAGUCACGAAGAUGUUCUUCUUCUGUCUUAGCUUGUGCCCAGGCUUACGCACCUGUGUCAUUCCAUACUUUAGACAGAUGAAACAUAGACGCUGCCUCAAGAUAGUUGCCGAGGAAACGAAGACAGUCCUGGGUAAAAUGCUGAGAGACUCUGUCAUGGCCUGCGACACUCAGUGUGGGAAAAAGCUUCCAGCAGAUCCAGCAGGCUCUCUCUCAGGUGGCCCUAAGAACUGAGGGGUGGGGGCGUCCUCUUCUCACCGCCCCUAGCUGAUAGAUUUAGAUGAAUAUUUUCUUCUGUGUUUCAGUGUUACAAAUUCCUUAAGAAUCGUGAUGGGGGCCUGCGCCAUGGCGUGGCAGGGAAAGCCACUGUCGGCAGCACUGUCAUCCCAUUUGGGUGCUGAUUUGAGACCUGGCUGCUCCAUGUUCAAUCCAGCUCCCUACUAAUGUACCUGGGAAAGCAGCAGAAGAUGUAUCAAGUGCUUGAGCCCCUGCAUCCACGUUGGAGGCCUGAGGAAGCUCCUGGUUCUUGGCUUCAGUCUGGCCCAGCCCUUGCCAUUGCGGCCAUUUGGGGAGUGAACCAGCUGAUGGAAGAUUCUCUCUCUCUCUCUCUCUCUCUCUCUCUCUCUUUCUGCCUCUCCCUUGCAGUAACUCUGCCUUUCAAACAAAUAAGUAAGUCUUAAAAAAUGAUGCAUGAUGAAAAAAUGAUGCAUGAUGAAAAGCACUCAUCUCGCUAGCACAAACCAUAAUGUGCCAUUUCUCCGGGGAGGAAUUCUGUUGUUGUGCAUGAAAGCAUUAAGUCAGGUUCUCAGAACCACAGAUUGAAAUUGUGCCUUCCACUGCAAAGUGCCCUGCAUGUCCAAACCAGUGUCUUUCCCACCUCUGACGUCAUUAAAGCUGGCAUCAUUCCUCUUCAUAAA